This is a messenger RNA of Rodentolepis nana, 6738 nucleotides long. The record is from the annotation of a GenBank genome assembly. Lineage: Eukaryota; Metazoa; Platyhelminthes; Cestoda; Cyclophyllidea; Hymenolepididae.
AUGUCUCAAAUUAUUUUUCGAGUCUCAGUUGUUAGGGGAGUGGUUCGCCAAUGGGAUAGUACUCCAUUUUGGGGAUGUCGAGUUUUCGAUCGAUUAAAUCCAGUGAUAGGAUCGGCUUUGACGGACAAAAAUGGACGGUUCGAGCUGGUAGUGGAUGGUGGAUUUCUUGUUCAGUUGGAAUUCAUUCGUCAUCCCACUUCCCGAUUCACAGCUCAGUUAGAUGUCUACGUUCCUGUUAAUCAUAUUGUGAACAUUGGAGACUUCUAUCUUAUCGAUCGGUCUACUUCUCCCUUAAUUCCGGCAUCUCCACUUUCCAGAGGUCCCGUUCCACAAAAUUUAUAUGAGGGCGCUGUCACUGGUGUUGGUGGAAUUCUUCCAACUUCUCCUAUUUAUGGUGAUCUCUGGGUUGCUGGACUUUUACCCUCCAUGAAUCCGGACUCUCCGGCAAAUCUCUGUCCUCCUGACGUCCACGAUAUCAGUCGCAUUGGAGGUCCGAUAAUUAAACUUAACGCCAGAGGUUUUGAUGGAAGUUCCUACGAUGAUCUUUCCGUUUGCUUCGAUUCUGAUGAGUCUCUUUGUGCUAGCAGAGAAGGUGUUCUCUCCUACCGAUAUGGAUUGAAGCCGACAAACCUUUAUCUUGUCCAAAGGUCCGAUAAGACUUUGAAGUCACCUUCAUUCAUUGUGAUAAAGAUGCUUUCUAGUGAUCGAACUCCACCAGAAUUUUUGAACGAGGUUCACCUCUCAAUUGAUGUUGCUGGUCUACGUCAAUCUUGGAGAUUUGAACCCAGCCAGGGACUUGAAUUUACUUUCAUUUGGAAUCGGACUGAUGGUUACAACAGAUCCGUAUACGGGAGAGUUUCUGCCAAAGUAUCCGUCGGUUUUCUAUAUGGUGACUGUCCAACAGUCUUCUGGGAACAUCGUGUAGUCCAUAUUGACGGUCAUGACGUCACCUCCAUCGAUCUUCCUCGUUGGAAUUUGGACGCACGGCAUACCUAUGUGCCUAAUCAAGGAAUCAUCUAUAUGGGAGAUGGGCGAUCCGCAUCAGUUGGAGGUGAAAACUUGGUAGUGUCUCUUGUUCUUGGAAAACCAAAUGUUCGUCGACCCGCCAAUCGUUGCGAAAUGUGUCUAGGUCGAGCUCGUGGAAAUCCCAUUUUUCGUGUUGCUGCUCUCUCAACGGAUGAAACUGGACGUUUGCUUGUUGUGGAUGGUCACUUCGUUCGUUACCUCCAUACUGAAAAUCAUCGUCAAGCUUUUGAUUCGAUGGGGUGUUCUCCGAGUUUUAAUCAUGAUAUGAUCAAUUUAAGAUCAUUUUCAAGCUCCUACGAUGGUCGUACGUCAUCAAUCCCUGGAAAUGGAGCUCAAAGUCCAUCAUUAUCUGAUUGGCUGAUUGCAGAUGUCCGACCCAUGAGCUUCGUCAGUGGUGGAUCUGGAGAAGCUGAUUGGCCGACGUACUACAUCGCUCGUCAUCCGAUCAGCAGCGAGGAACUAGAAGCUCUUUCACGUGGUGGUAUCGGUGGUGGCCGAGCUGGCGUCUUCAUCUCUGACACCAACAAUCGAACAAUCUGGUGGACUAGUCUGGCCAGAAGAGAUUUCAGUCAAAUGGUCAUUAGUGAACUGUGUCCACCGAAUGAAACAAUGUCAGACUGUUUAAGAAUGCCUCUGACCAAACCAAAAGGACUGGUUGUCACAUAUAAUGAGGACCUCUUUUUUAUUGAUGACAAACGUCUCUGGCGUUACCAGUUGCGUCGACCUCCGGGUCAAAGGUCAAGUCGAAUGGAGUUGGUGAUUGGGCAGUCAGAUGGAAGCGGAAUGCCUAUGCCCUGUGAGCGAUCUCUUUCUGCGAAUAAAGUUCAACUAACUGACCCCACUUUCAUCGCAUACAACCCUGUUGAGGAUUGUCUCUACUACGUUGAUGACAAACGCGUUUACCGUCUACACUUGGCAAGUCGAAUGGUUUCUCUAGCCGCAGGUAGACUUCCGGGAUGCAAACCAUAUUCCAACUCCAAUUCAAAUAAACCAUCCAGAUCGUCAGCAUCGUCGGAUCAAUCUUUAGAAUCCACCAACUCUCCAUUUGCUGUCGACUUCGAAUUUUCUGAGAUUCGUGGAAUUGCCUUCUCCUCCAUUGGUGAACUCUACAUCACAGAAUCGGAUGUGAUCUGGAUUCGGCGUUCUGAUGGAAGACUUCAUCUAUUUGCUGGAGGAACAUCGACUUCUGCUUGGAAUGUUCCUCAAACCACCAGUUCUCGACUUCUCAACCCUUCGAAGAAGAUUCAAACUUACAACCAAAUUAAUCUUCUAGUUGAGCAUCCAGCUGUUGAUUUUCCAUUUGUCAAUAUUACCUCUAUCAGUGUUGGAAUCUUCGAUGAAGUAUUUAUAGCUGAUUCUGGGCAUAACGUUAUCUUUGCUGUCCGACCAGCUCCACCUAAACUUGGAAAAGAUGGAAAAUAUUCGAUCAAGCGAUCAGCAUCUGAGACCCAAGUAUUUAAUAAACAAGGUCAAUUGGAAGGAGUCAUUGAUACGUUGACCCAACAGAAGACUUCUUCCUUCGCCUUUACAGCAAACGGAUGGUUGUCUACGUUGAAGAUUGGGUCGUAUGAGUUGGCAUUCAAGAUCAGCCCACUUGGAUUCCCACAGCAGAUUGUGUUAAAUACAGGCGAGACCCAUAACUUAACUCUCGCGCCAAUGUUCAAGGGGUUUGGAUCGAUUGGCAGUCCUUUCGGUGGGGUCUGUCGUUACGAGUACUCUGAUCGUGAUCAGUUGCGCAAAAUUUGGACGAUUUCGAGUUCUCUGCCUUACGUUGCCACUUUUUCGCCAACAACUUCCCUGUUAACGUCUGUGGUCCUUCCUUCUGGAUGGAUAUAUUCUAUCCCGAUCAGUAAAGACGGAAAGAAAGAAAGUGACUUCUUCGAAAAAUUGGUAGAUUCUCGAGAGAUCUCAAUGACUUCCUCUCCGAAUGACGAGGUGAUAAAACUGACGUACUCUGGAGGAGCUCAAGAGGUAAUAUUUGAACGUCUUAAGCCCCAGUCAACUUCCAGUGACACCACAGCGAAUCAUGCUUCGUGGCAAGUUGGACGUAGGAUUCGAAUGUUUGUUCAACCCCAAUCUUCGGGCACUAUUCUCAGCUCGAGCAGUAAUUCAGAUAAUUCCUCAGUGCCUACGCCCCGUCUUAUUGAAAAUUUGGUAAUGUCAAGUUUUGACGUUUUUGGGGUCAUCACUCAGGACUUCGGUGUCGACAAUAGUCCCGUUCGACAGAGGAGAUUUUCUCUACAGUCUUCUCCUUCUUCAUCGUCCCUCUUUCUUGGAAGAAAGCGAAGGGAAUUGCCUUCCGAUGCAAUUCAAAAGACUCGUAAAACGCUAUCCAUCAAUGGGCAGCCCAUUCUCUCGGUCACUCUCGAUCGGGAACUCCUAACUGAGACAUUCCGCAGCCCUUCAACCGAUCGAUUGCUUCUUCAAAUUGUCUACAAUGCAAACAUGCAGCCAACUCUUUUCACGACUCAGCCGGUGGCUCCUAUUCCCAAAUCUGGAUUCGUCGACAUGUCGCCUAGUAUUGGCGCCAACUCCUCCAAAGCUUCAGCGCAAGACUCUAUGAUGGCUCCGUUGCGUAUCAUUUACACUCGUGAGGGACAGCUGAAGGAUGCCAUUUGGGGAGUGGCUAACUACCGUUUGAGCUACGAUUCUUCGAAACGUCUGAGGACUGCAGAGAUUGGAAGCACGUUAAAUACACUUGUCUUCGAUUAUCAAAAUCCAAACCUUCCAUACUUGCCCACCGAUGUUUCUGUCAGUGGUAUCGGUACCUACCAUUUCGUCUACAAGAACGAUCCUCAAACGGGUGAAAGUGGCUUUUCCCAUCUUAUCACGCCUCUUGGAACCUAUCGUACCUUCUCGCUUUUUACCAGCCUGGGAGUUGAACGCUUGACCUUAGUUCCAUGGGCUCUAGAAUCUGGAUCCUUGAAUUCUGCUGUUUUCACCUAUGACUGGGAAACUAGAGUUCCACCUUCUGGAUCUUUCCAGGGUUAUCCUCUAGCCCGCUUCACUUGGCCAUCAGGUCGACGAGUUAAUCGUCUCUGGGCGAAGCGUUUAGUCGUCUAUGACAAUAUUCAGAUCAGCUGGGACAAGGAAGAUUUGAUCGAUUCUACGUCUGUUAGACUUCAGGACUCUAUCAAUGAAUUCAAUCUGGAAGAAAAGCGUCAAUUUGGUACUGGAACGUUGGUGACUCAUGUAAGAGGAGAAUUGACUCUUGCUGGAACAAAGAGACCCAAACCAAAACGAUCUGGACUUCUGACAUAUACAUAUGAAUAUGAGUAUGAUCAUAGUUUCAUUGUUUCUGGAAUUCGAUCCUGUCUCUACAAAUCGUCUACAACCUCUCCACUAUGGUGUCAUCGUACUCAUAUAGCCUCCAACAGUUGGUCGGGAUAUUCCAUCAGUCCCCUAGGAGCCAAUUGUUUCCAAGAUGGUCUUUCAAGUUCUCUGGUUCUGAGUCAAACUGGUAUUCAAUUGAAUCGACGAUUCGAUAGUUCUGGUCGUUUAUUAACCUUUGCGUUACAGGAAUCUAAACGCCAGGAGGCAAUAAUAAAUGUGACAUUCUUGUACUCUGCCGACUGUCUUCUUCCCUCUGACAUGAAUUUGGAGAUAAUUGAGGAUGUUCCGCUGCGAACUCACUAUAGACGAGGCCCAGGCGGUCGAAUUGAAGGUAUUGAAUACGAAACCGUGGGUUCAAGCCGACGUAGGCACGUCCAAGUUUCCUACAAUGAGGAAUCAAGAAUAUCCGAUCUCAGACACUAUAUCUCAGACUCACAGUUUGCUAAAGCCGGCAGUAGUGAAAGCAAACAUAUCACCACAAAAUUCAUCUAUGAGCGAGGUCUUCUUUCUGGAUUUGGAAAUUGGAAGUACACCUUCGACGAAGAUGGUUGUUUGAUCGAACGAAAACUUCGAGACUCUGGAGGCAUUGAAGAUUUGUUUGAAUAUGACGCCAAAGGUCUUCUAAGAUGGGCUGAACGUCGUGUUAUGUCUUCAAUGACACAGCAAGAUCAGAAAACUAAAGUGGAAGAACCCUUCUGUAACGGUCUUGAAAACGCAUGCUAUCCUCAGGAAAUGGGUCAAGUCAAAGACUAUGCCAUCCAAUAUCUCUACGAUGCUGAAGACCGUUUGGUUGUCUUGAGGAAUAUCCUCAUCUUAGACGAUUGUAUUCAAUUCUUCUACGCUCACCCUCAAUAUCGAAAUCGAUUAACAUCCUUCUUCCAUCACGGCAAAGAAAAGGCCUACUUCCUGACGUAUGAACAAGAGACCGGUCACUUGUUCACUGUUGAAGAGGUUGAUCUUUCUGCAGUGACGGAAACGAACCCUGAACGAAAGGUGUAUGUUGUUAUUACGGAUACCGAGGGAUCUCCAAUAGCUCUCUAUUCAGAUGACAAGAUAAUAUGGACGGCAGAGUACAGUGCAACUGGUGGGCGACGUAUAGUCAAUCGUGGAUAUUCAAACACACCUCUAAUGGAGGAUUUCAUAGUCCCCUUGGGAUACCGUGGAGCUCUGACUGAUCCGCAUACAGGUUUCCUAUUUCACACACCAACCUGGCAGGCCUAUGAUCCAUUGGGUGCUACUUUGACAAGUCCCGAUUGGAGGAGAGCUGUUAAAUCACGUCUCAAACGUCUUUAUCACUAUCCACAAGGUCUUGAUCUCCAUGCUUGGUUCACAGAACGAAGUGACUUGGAUCAACUCAAUAGACUUCAAAUUGCUCUUAGUGAUCCUGCAUGGUGGUUGCGUAGACUUGACCAAGGAAUCGAUCGACUGUUUCCAAGACUUCAAAUAGAAACUGGUACUAUUCCAGCUCCUUUUAAGGAAGAAUAUAAAAAUCUCCCUACUAAGUGCAGCCAAGGUGUUGUCAUGACUUCGAGAAAACUUAAGCAAGCUGAACACAUGAAUGAGGAGCUAGAAAGACUCGGUAUUGUGGAUGUUUCUAAAUUUGGAUCGAGUAACGCUCUUCCUGCCUGGUUUGAUGAUCCCUGCCUGUUGGCUAGAAUCAAAACUUCUCCCCCUGUUUUUGGCACCGAUGUGAGUUUUUCCCUAUCUUCUGAUGGAACAGUCACAAUUCUUCCUGGGGUAAAUUCCUCUCUUGCUAAAAUAGCCCGAGUUUUGUUCUCCGGUGCAAAGUUGAUGGACUCGUGGUAUCUUCCAACCCCCUCUCACGGCGGUUUAGCAGCCGUAACUUCUUUCGUCCAACUCUUUGUCAAGAUCUCCCCAACUUUGACAAGUGAUCUUCAAGUCCUUCAAAUUCAACACUCUUCCCUUCUCUCUCAAACCCCCAUUCGUCUAGGUGGCAGUUCAUCUCCUGUAACUGGAAUUCGAAUGAGCCUUGACAAUUCUGCUGGUACUGAAUUGAGAAUAACUUCCGCUGCGUCAACAGGUGUUGAAUGGCGACUUCGAUAUGAAGAUAACUGGGUGCUAGCGAGUGGAAGAGUACUUCGAGAGGCUCGAAGACGAGGAGUAGAUUCCGCUCAAAGGCGUGCUUCCUUAAGAGUCGGUAGCCGAAGUCGUGGGCCCAGAACCUCUCCUAAACCUUGGCCUCCAUGGUCUUCUAUUUCACCUGAGAUUCAGCAGAUGGAAAGGGACGGGGGAGUAGUGAAUGGUUUCGCUUGGACGCCAGUCGUCAGGGAACUCAAGCGGUCUUCUGUCCUUACUGAACUCUUAGACGACCCAGGAAUAUACCAGCUUCUACCCGUUAAUGAAAAAUCAGAGACCUGA